Molecule: messenger RNA, 1323 nt
Organism: Diorhabda sublineata
Lineage: Eukaryota; Metazoa; Arthropoda; Insecta; Coleoptera; Chrysomelidae
Product: general transcription factor II-I repeat domain-containing protein 2-like
Exons: 1
Coding region: 1-1323 (440 amino acids)
Source: RefSeq, a predicted model, not a curated record
AUGAUGUCUGGUGGAAAGAAACGAAAAGUAGAUACAGACGGUCGCCAUUUUCAAGAAAAAUGGACUGAAGAAUUCUUUUUUAUCUUGCACAAUGGUAAGCCUAUUUGUUUGCUUUGUAAUGAAUCCAUUUCGGUAAUGAAAGAAUUCAAUAUAAAGAGGCAUUACUCAACUAAGCAUGCUACACAGCACUCACUGACAGGACAAUUAAGAACAGACAAAAUCCAGAAGCUUAAAGCAAAUAUUGAAAAACAGCAACAAAUGUUUCAUAAACAAAGAACACAACUUGAUAAUGUUGUGAAAGCUAGUUUUAUAGUUAGCUCAAAAUUGACAAAGGCAUUAAAACCAUUUGCCGAAGGAGAAUUUAUCAAGGAGUGUAUGUUGGAAGUUUGCGGUAUUUUGUGUCCUGGAAAGAAAAAUGAAUUUGAAAAAAUUAGUUUGUCAAGACGAACUGUUGUUCGACGUAUAGAAAUGAUGGCUAAUGAUAUAAAAACAACAUUGACUGACCGUAUGGCUGGUUUUGAUUCAUUUUCCAUAGCAUUAGACGAGAGCACCGAUUUGUCUGGCACAGCUCAACUGACUAUAUUUAUUCGAGGUAUUGAUAAGGAGUUCACUGUUACUGAGGAAUUGCUAGCUUUACAGCCGCUAAAAGCAACCACUACAGGAGAGGAUAUUUUUAAUGAAGUUCAAAAGGUAUUCACAAGUUUUGGCCUGCCAUGGUCAAAAUUAAUUGGAGUAUGCACUGAUGGUGCACCUUCUAUGGUCGGCUUACGAAAAGGUGGUUUCAUCGGAAUUUUGAAUAAAAAAGCAUCAGAAUUAAAUGUGCAAAAAGAUGAUUUGAUAGUCCUUCAUUGUAUUAUCCACCAACAGAACUUGUGUUCUAAGUCCAUUCGACUCCACAAUGUUAUGAAUGUGGUAGUAAAAACCAUCAAUUUUAUUCGAUCCCGAGGGCUUAACCAUCGUCAGUUCAAGACGUUUUUGGAUGAAAUAUCAUCUGAAUAUAACGAUGUAACAUAUUAUUGUGAAGUCAGAUGGAUGAGGAAAGGAAAAAUGUUGAAACGGUUUUACGAGCUUAGAAAUGAGAUAGCAGACUUUAUGAAAAUAAAAGAUAAGCCACUAUCUGAAUUGAGUGACCCAAAAUGGAUAUGUGAUUUAGCAUUGUUAUGUACCCUGUAUAUUGUCACCUUUACGUCUUUGUUGGUUGUCACAUUAAUUGAACCUCGUUUGGUUGCUGAAAUGUACUGCUCGCUCUUGGCAACCAAAAUUUUAAUUGGUGUAUCAAGUGGCUCAAAUGUUCUGGCGAUGUCUUCCCUGUUUAUAAUAUGA